AUGAAAAGGAAAAGACAGAAAGAGGCGGAAGGCUUGAGGUGUACAGACAGGGUCACUUGCGUGCUCGGAGGUGGGGAGCGGUGUACAGACACCCCAGAUCUAUUCAGGCUCCCACGCAGCAAACAAGACAACCAACCCCAGCAGCAGCAGCAGCAGCAGCAGCAGCAGCAGCAAAAGCCGCUGCUGCAUCUCACUCCCCACCGCAGCAGCAGCACCGACUGCUUCUGCUGCGACGAGAGCAUCAGCAACAUCGAAAGAGCAGCCUCAGCAACAGCAACAGCAGCAGCAACAGCAGCAGCAGCAGCAGCAGCAGCAGCAGCAGCAGCAGCAGCACGGCCAAUGCCGAGCAGCAACAUCCACAACAAUGGGGGCCCCCUCAGCUCUGCUGACUGCCCCUUGCCUCCAGCGCAUUCUAAUCCAGGGGGCCCCUCCAGCCGUCCUGGGGGCCCCUCGCAGCAGCAGGAAGGGGCCUCCCAGCAGCAGCAGCAGCAGCAGCAGCAGCAGCAGCAGCAGCAGCAACAGCCAGGGGGCCCCCGGGGGCCCCCUGCAACAAGUGGGGGGUUUCAUAGAGAGGCAAGAGUGCCUCUGAGGCCCGUAGAGAAUUUUCAUUUGAGUAAUAAGUCGAGACACAGACAUCAUCAGCCGCUGAAGCAAAAGCAGCAGCAGCAGCAGCAGCAGCAGCAGCAGCAACUGCAGCAGCAGCAAGGUGGCCAUCAUGACGAGAAAACGAAGGACGCAGAGCUAAAAGAGCAGCAGCAGCAGCAGCAGCAGGAAGAAGGUGGCACGAGGGUCAAGAGGAAGCAGAACGCAGCAACAAUGAAGGCAGCAGCAGCAGCAGCAGCAGCAGCAGCGGGAACAGCUGCAAGUGAAGUACCAGCAGCAGCAGCUGCUGCUGCAGCAGCAGCAGCAGCAACAGCAGCAGCUGCAACCGCAAAGGGCCCACCCCCUCUUCUAUCAACGACUAAGAAGCCCCGGAGGCGUCCAAUGGCUGGGGGCCCCCCAGGGGGGCCCCCCCAAGGGGGGCCCCCAGGGGCCCCCCCAGGGGCGGCUUCAGGGGGCCCCCAGGGGGGCCCCCAGGGGGGUCUCCAGGGGGGCCCCCAAGGGGGCCCCCAAGGGGGCCCCCCGAAUUACCCUUUUCGCGUAAGCCUUGCUGCUUAUGGGCAAUCUGGAGGCUCCCUGAAGGGCCCCCCUGGGGGCCCCCUAGGGGGCCCCCCAGGGGGCCCCCUUGGGGGCCCCCCAGGGGGCCCUGCGGUGACAGGGGCCCCUGGGGCUGCUGCUGCCUCGAGCAGCGAGGACGAGAGCGCUGAACCCGCUGCUGCAGCCGAAGUCCCUCUGGAUCCCGCCACAGCAGCAGCAGCAGCAGCAGCAGCAGCAGCAGCAGCAGCAGCAGCAGCAGCAGCAGCAGCAGGGGAGAGCGGCGUGCCAGUGUCUCGGGCGCAAGCAGCAGACCCUGGGGCCCCCCUUCCUGCUGCUCCCCUGUCGAUGCGUCCGCCUGCUGCGGGGCCCGCAGGGAGCCCCUCAGCAGCAGCAGCAGCAGCAGCAGCAGCAGCAGCAGCAGCAGCAGCAGCGGGGCCGCUGGUGGUGCUGGUGAAGGACGACGAGGAAAUAUGGAAAGAGUGGGAGGGUUUGAGGCUUUUGGGAGAAGGGGUUUACGGAAGGGUUUACUUGGUGAGAAAUAGAAAAACAAAAGAGACUUUAGCAUUUAAAAGAAUGUACUUGCAUGCGCGGAAGAGAGAGACUUUGUCGCAGCAGCAGCAGCUGCUGCUGCAGCAGCAGCCCGACGCAGCAGCAGCAGCAGCAGCGCGCGGCGGCGGAGCCCUCCCCGCUGUGCUGCAGCGCGAAGUCUCCGUGCUGCGGGCCCUCAAACCCUCGCCAAACGUUAUACCCUUAAUUAGGGUUUACGUUGGCAGCCACAGGGCCUACUUAGGGUUUCCGUUUGUCCAAGGGGGGACCCUUGCGGAUUGUCUGCGCUGCUACGCCUCCUGGGCCGAGUACCUGCGCCUCGCCAGCAGCAGCAGCAGCAGCAGCAGCAGCAGCAGCAGCAGCAGCAGCAGCAGCAGCAGCAGCAGCAGCACAGCCAGCGAGUUGGGGUCCCCGCAGGAGGCCGCGUCGGGUUCGCUGUGCCCCUUAGCGACCUGCAGCUGCUUCUGCCUCUCGGAGCCCCCGCAGCAGCAGCAGCAGCAGCAGCAGCAGCAGCAGCAGCAGCAGCAGCAGGAGAGCUGGGUGUCUGCGGUUUGCUGCUGCCCCUGCGCGCGCUGCGUCCCCCCCUGCGGGCUGCCCCUGGGCCUUUGCAUGCGCAUUGCCUUCGCGCUGCUGCGGGGCCUUUUUGCUGCUCACAAAAGAAGAGUUUGCCACAGAGACAUAAAGCCAGAUAACAUUCUCUUGGGCUGGCAGCAGCUGCCGCAGCAGCCAGCAGCAGCAGCAGCAGCAGCACGCAAACGCAUGCGCAGCCUCCGGGGCCGCGCGCGCGCCCAGCAGCAGCAGCAGCAGCAGCAGGGGGAGCAGCAGGGGGAGCAGGGGGAGCGGGAACUGCUGCAGCAGCAGCAGCUGCAGCAGCUGCAGCAGCUGCUGCUGCUGCAGCAGCAGCAGGAAGCAGCAGCAGCAGAAGACGAACCCGAGGGGCCCCCCGACGAGGCCCCUGCGCCUCCGCCUUUGAUCUCUUCUCUCUUCAUUGCCGACUUCGGACUCGCCAGGACUUUGCCCUUCUUCACCAAAAGGGACUGCAGCAACAAAAACAGUACCCAGGACACGCAGGGGGCCUCGCAGGGGCUCGCCGCGGGGGGGGGCCCCGCGGGAGACCAGGGAUCCCAGGGGGCCCUCGAAGGGGAGGGGGGGCCCCUGGGGGCCCCCCAGGGGGCCCCCCUGGGGGGCCCCCCCGGGUUCCCCCAGGGGAGAGGCGGCGCGCAGCGAGAGUUCGAGUGGAGGCGACAGUGCGUGCUGGUGGAGUGCCUUUGCGGCAGCGAGUUGAUAGAAGGCAGCUGCGAAGUGUCUUGCAUUUUGCACAUUUUGCAAACUUUCGGAACUCCCUCUGAAGAGGACUGGCCCGAGCUCCACAAACUCCCCUUCAUGAGUCGGCUGCUGCCCGUGUUCCCCGCAAGGCCUCUGGCCCUCGAACACUUCUUUGCAGAAAAGGGAAGACUUGAUGUGCUCAGCAGCCCCCAGUGGAUGGAGCUGCUCAACCAGCUGCUUCAAGUAAACCCUGAUCGACGAAUAAGUGCUGCUGAGGCUUUGGCGCUGCCGCUUUUUAAGGACUUGCCUCCUUCAGCUUAUCUUUGA
Molecule: messenger RNA, 3276 nt
Organism: Eimeria necatrix
Lineage: Eukaryota; Apicomplexa; Conoidasida; Eucoccidiorida; Eimeriidae
Product: CMGC kinase, CDK family, putative
Exons: 5
Coding region: 1-3276 (1091 amino acids)
Biological process (GO): protein phosphorylation
Cellular component (GO): nucleus
Molecular function (GO): cyclin-dependent protein serine/threonine kinase activity; ATP binding
Source: RefSeq, a predicted model, not a curated record